AUGGCGAUAUCUCGAACUCUAAAGUUCAAUGGUAUAUUGAAAAGGUAUACCGAUGGAAUUUCACAAUGGAAAGCACUUCCAAGAACCAAACCCAAUUGCAUGAAUCAUGCUGUGUUGCUCACGGGAUCUACCGGAUCUCUCGGGGUUUAUCUCCUGAAUAUUCUCCUAGACGACCCAUCGAUAGGAAAGAUAUAUUGUUUGAAUAGAUCACAGGAUGCCGAAAGAAACCAGAUGAGGAGCCACCAGGAGAGAAUCUUGAGAACUUGGCGUGUGGACGAUGAUCGGGUUGAGUUUCUUCACGCGGUGUUCGGGGAUGAACAACUUGGUCUCCCUGAUACCAUGUACUGCAAACUACUUAACACAGUCGAUGUUAUCAUCCACAAUGCAUGGGACGUGAAUGUUAACCGCUCGAGUACCUCCUUCCAGCCGCUUAUCAAAGGUACACGCGACCUUCUUGAUAUCAGCACACAAGGCCGUUUCCGCCCGCAUUUCUUCUUUGUCUCUUCAAUCGGCACAAUACAGAAUUGGGUCUUGUCAAUGGGAGGUCCAUCGGCACCAGAAGACCUGAUUGAGGCCUCUGGUGCGUUUUUAAAUCAAGGUUAUGCAGAAUCAAAGCACAUUGCUGAGAGAAUCUGCUAUCAUGUGUCAACCAUGGUCGGUGUGCCAACAACCAUUCUGCGCGUGGGACAGAUUGCUGGACCGAGCUAUAGAGAGGGAAAUUGGAACACAAGCGAAUGGCUUCCCGCCUUAGUGGCGACUUCGAGAAGCCUGGGAAAGAUCCCGAAAAGUUUAGGGAAUGCUGAACGAAUUAACUGGAUUCCAGUUGACAUGGUUGCAGAUAUUAUAGAAGAGAUUAUGCACAAUCGGCUUGAAGAGCAGGAACAAUCCAUUUCUGCCUGCCUUCACUUAGUCAAUCCACACACAUCAACGUGGCAAGACCUCUUGCAUUCAAUCCAAUCAAAAUAUAAUCUGACCAUUGUUGACUUCACCGAAUGGAUCCAGGAACUUGAGCUGAUAAAAAACCCAACAAUGCAGGAUAUGCAGAGCAAACCUGGUCUCAAGCUGCUUAGCUUCUACCGUGACCUGAUAAAUGCCGAUGGAACAUCUUCCCAAAUAGAUGUAUCCAAAGCAAAGCGGGCAAGCACAACACUUACAGCCCUCCAGCCGAUAUCUGCAGAUAUGAUGGAAAAUUGGCUACGACAGUGGGAGGAGCUUGGAAAUGACUGCGACCAGUCUCGCAUCAAUGCUAACGGUUUGUCAUAACAGGAAACUGCCUGUUCGAAUCACAUUCAUUUUUCUGCUCACAGCU
Penicillium samsonianum is the source of this 1309-nucleotide messenger RNA. RefSeq lists its product as uncharacterized. NCBI's taxonomy places the organism in Eukaryota, Fungi, Ascomycota, Eurotiomycetes, Eurotiales, Aspergillaceae. The record is from RefSeq and is a predicted model, not a curated record. The transcript has 2 exons. The coding region runs from base 1 to 1263 and encodes 420 amino acids.